GCUCGCGUGAAGGGAGCCAGGAACCAGUUUAUGAUAUAAAACUAGCUCCACAGUAGUUACGCGCCGCAACCAGACGCUUUCAGCCUCCUAGUGUAAGUAGGCAGUAACUCAGUCCAGAGAUCUUGAGGAACCAACGGUCAGGCGCAGUGGUGCUGCGAGGAACUGCGUGGGAGAGAGCAGACGUCACCCGGUUUGCAGAGGACUCGUUUCCUAUCGAAUGAAUUGUGUUGAUGAAGACAUCUCCUGUGAAUACAAAUUGAACAUCAUAACAUCCAUAAAUAAUAAUGGAAGUACAAGGCCAGAAACAGAAUCUUGGCUCUGUUGCUGAUACAUGUGGAAUCACAAACUGUGAGACAGAAUUGAAGGAAACAGAUGAUCCCUGGAAACAUUCUGUUACUGACAAGCUGGAAACAGGUGGUGUCAAGAAACACAGUGGAAUCAAGCCCUAUCAGUGUGGUGAAUGUGGAAAAGAAUUUACAGGAUCUUGUAGCCUGCAGAUGCACAUGAGAAGUCAUGGUGGGUCAAAGCCCUAUCUGUGUGAUGUGUGUGGGGAAGAAUUUGCCAAGUCCAGUGACCUGCAGACUCACCUGAAGAGUCAUGGUGGAAUUAAGUCUUAUCAGUGUGUUGAAUGUGGGAAACAAUUUACACAGUCAUACAACCUGAGGAGACACAUGAGGAAUCACAGUAGAAUGAAGCCACAUAAGUGUGCUGAAUGUGGGAAAGGAUUUACAGCGUCCGGUAAUCUGGAGAGACACAUGAGGAUUCACAGUGGAAUCAAACCUUAUCAGUGUGUUGGAUGUGGGAAGAAAUUUACAGAUUCGGGUAGCCUGCAGACACACAUGAGGAUUCAUAGUGGUGUCAAGCCUUAUCAGUGUGUUGAAUGUAAGAAACGAUUUACCCAAUCAUACAGUUUGCAGUCACACAUGAGGUCUCACAGUGGAAUCAAACCAUAUCGGUGUGAUGAAUGUGGGAAAGAGUUUCCUGUUUCAAGUAGCCUGCAGAGACACAUGAGGAUUCAUAGUGGACUCAAGCCUUAUCAAUGUGGUGAAUGUGGGAAAACCUUUGCAGUAUCAGGUCAACUGCACACACACAUGAGGAUUCACACUGGUUUGAAACCUUUCCAGUGUGUUGAAUGUGGAAAAAAGUUUUCGAGAUCAGGCGUUCUGCAGAGGCACAUGCAGAUUCAUAGUGGAGUCAAGCCAUAUCAGUGUGAUAUAUGCGGGAAAGAAUUUACAGAGUCAAGUUCGAAGAAGAAUCACAUGAGAAUUCACAGUGGAAUCAAACCUUAUCAGUGUGUUGAAUGCGGGAAAAGCUUUACACACUCAUCUAACAUGCAUAAACACAGGAAGCUUCACAACAGAACCAAGCCUUCCCAGCCUUCACAACAAUUAAUGGAAGUACAACAGAAUCGGAAUCCUGAAACAUGUGGAGUCACGAACUGUGAGACAGAAUUGGAGGAAACACAUGAUCUCAGAAAACAUUCUGUUACUGACACGCUAGAAACAGGUGGUGUCAAGAAAUACAGUGGAAUCAAGCCCUAUCAGUGUGGUGAAUGUGGAAAAGAAUUUACAGGAUCUUGUAGCCUGCAGAUGCACAUGAGAAGUCAUGGUGAAUCAAAGCCCUAUCUGUGUGAUGUGUGUGAGAAAGAAUUUGCCAAGUCAAGUGACCUGCAGACUCACCUGAAGAGUCACGGUGGAAUUAAGUCUUAUCAGUGUGUUGAAUGUAGAAAACAAUUUACACAGUCAUACAACCUGCAGAGACACAUGAGAAACCACAGUGGAAUUAAGCCACAUAAGUGUGCUGAAUGUGGGAAAGGAUUUACAGAGUCCGGUAAUCUGGAGAGACACAUGAGGAUUCACAGUGGAAUCAAACCUUAUCAGUGUGUUGGAUGUGGAAAGAAAUUUGCCGAUUCGGGUAGCCUGCAAACACACAUGAGGAUUCAUAGUGGUGUCAAGCCUUAUCAGUGUGUUGAAUGUAAGAAACGAUUUACACACUCAUACAGUUUGCAGACUCACACGAGGUCUCACAGUGGAAUCAAACCAUAUCGGUGUGAUGAAUGUGGGAAAGAGUUUCCUGUGUCAGGUAGCCUGCAGAGACACAUGAGGAUUCACAGUGGACUCAAGCCAUAUCAAUGUGGUGAAUGUGGGAAAACCUUUGCAGUAUCAGGUCAACUGCAGACACACAUGAGGAUUCACACUGGUUUGAAACCUUACCAGUGUGUUGAAUGUGGAAAAAAGUUUCCAAGAUCAGGCGGUCUGCAGAGGCACAUGCGGACUCACAGUGGAAUCAAGCCGUAUCAGUGUGAUAUAUGCAGGAAAGAAUUUACAGAGUCAAGUUCAAAGAAGAAUCACAUGAGAAUUCACAGUGGAAUCAAACCUUAUCAGUGUGAUGAAUGUGGGAAAAGGUUUACACAAUCAUCUAACAUGCAGAAACACAGGAAGAUUCACAAUAGAAUCAAGCCUUCUCAGCCUUCACAACAAAGUUGAAUCAAUUGGUUUCAUUUUUUAAAUGAGAUUGAAUUUUGGCCCAUGUCAAGAUUGAUCAUCUCUUAUGAGAAUUGAGGAUAUUUUGAGCUGAACCCAGGUGAUUUUAGACCCAUUUGUAACCAUGGGUACGUGUUGAGAUCCUGUUUAUUAACUAGAGACUAACCAACAGCCAAAACAGUGCAAACAUCUGACAUCCUGUUGGAAGGCUGUCAUCAGAAGAGAAGGUUGCAAUGUGAUAUGAUUUGCAUCACAAUACAAUACUUUUAUUCAUAUACAGUAACAUACUCCCUUUCUGCAAGUGAAUAAUUUCUU
Molecule: messenger RNA, 2798 nt
Organism: Haliotis rubra (blacklip abalone)
Lineage: Eukaryota; Metazoa; Mollusca; Gastropoda; Lepetellida; Haliotidae
Product: zinc finger protein 845-like
Exons: 3
Coding region: 285-2486 (733 amino acids)
Source: RefSeq, a predicted model, not a curated record